Messenger RNA from Ectocarpus siliculosus, 1230 nucleotides. Lineage: Eukaryota; Phaeophyceae; Ectocarpales; Ectocarpaceae. The record is from the annotation of a GenBank genome assembly.
AUGGGCCGGCUGAUGGCUGCUGCAGGAGUAGGGUACACCGCCAUCAACGUCGCCAUGGGGAACACAAGGGCUGCGCCGUACAGCUACUGCGUCGACGCCCACGCUGGGUUGGAUGCCGAUAUCGUGUCUUGGUCCUUCGGUAUGGAAAUUGCCACGUUACCCUGCGAGGAAGCGGCUGCCGCCGUAGAGCUCUUCGUAAGAUCUUCGCUAGUCCUUCCCAGGAGGCCAGCGAUUCUAGUGCUCGACGCACAGGCUGACCAAGGCGCCAAGGGCCGACUAGAGCUGCUGAAACACAGAAACCGAAGGUUUCUGGGCUACUGCAACGGGCCAAAGCGCAACCUCAUGGAAGCGUACCGUGACUUCGGAGUCCACAACAUCUUCGCCAGUUCCCUGAUUUUGGAGCACGCCGCCGGAGACGAGCGGUUCGCACACGAAAUCCUCUACGCGGCCGGAAAGCACUACCCCAGGCCAAUGAAGUGGCAUCCCGCGCCGGCUGGGCACGAACUCGUGGCAGACAUGCUCUUCAUGCACUACGGCAAGCUGUUCCUUGAGGCCAUCGACCUUCUCGAGCAAGCGUCGCCUGGCCUGACCGCGGCUGAGCUCCGAGAUAAAAACGAGCAGCCAGGACAACAGCCGCAACAAGAGGGAUCUCGAGAAAACGACGGUAGAGGCAGCAGCGACCACGGGACCAUUUCGAUGGAAGCACUUCGAGAAGCUGUGGGCUUGGCGAGGGACAAUCCGAACGUGUUCGUCAGACGCCCGGACGGCAAGCCCAGGCGGGGAGGCGGAGAGGGUGAAGAACCUCCGAUAAGACCUCCGCCAACUGAAUGUUCUUACAUGGCUGGGGGGCGAGGACGCGGAGUGCUGCCACCGGCGGAGUGGUGCUCCGGGGCUCACUGUCAGGGGGCCGGCAACUAUAGAUGUGCCAACACCUACUACCCGUUGGAGGGAAACCAAGGAUCUAGGCUCCUGGACAUGGUCGUGUCUGAUUCCGAUGGCGAGGGGGAGGGGGGGGGCGAAAACGGUGACCCUGGAAACCCGGUAGGUCUAUUCAGUCGUGACGAGGAGAAGCUGAGGGCGUCUCCUUCCGAAGGACGCUGGGCGGUGACACUCAACGAGGUGAAGGCGGAACGUAAACCCUCCACGUGUAUUGACAACGGAUGCAUUGAGCAGGGCAAGAGGAUGUUGGUGUUGUGGAGCGCUCGGUGCGCGGGUACCGUACGCACGUGA